AUGAGGAAAAAAGGACUUCUACACCCAGGUGAUGCUAAACCAACUAAGGUUUUGGGAAUGAAGGCUUUCGUUAUUUUUUGUGGCCUGGGCAUCAACAACACAAUUAUGUAUGACCAAGUGAAGAAAUCCUGGGCAAAACAGUCUGUGGCUCUUGACGUGUUAUCUUAUCAUGCAACAUGUUCGAAGGCAGAAGUUGAUAAAUUUAAGGCAGCAAACAUCCCUCUGGUGUCAGAGCUUGGCAUUGAUGAUAUCCAUUUUGAUGACUUCUCGCUUGAUGUGGAUGCCAUGAUUACUGCAGCCCUGAGGAUGUUCAUGGAACUUGGAAUGGUUCAGAAAUUUAAAAUUGACUACGAGACGCUGUGUCGGUGGCUUUUGACGGUUAGGAAGAAUUAUCGAAUGGUUUUGUAUCACAACUGGAGGCAUGCUUUCAACGUCUGCCAGCUAAUGUUUGCCAUGUUAACUGGUCACAACAUCUUUGCUAACUUGUCCUCUAAGGACUACAGUGACCUUAUGCAGCUUCUAAAGCAAUCGAUAUUGGCAACAGACCUCACUCUGUAUUUUGAGAGAAGGACCGAGUUUUUUGAUCUUGUCAGUAAAGGUGGUUAUGAUUGGAAUAUAAAAAACCACCGAGAAAUAUUUCGAUCAAUGCUAAUGACAGCCUGUGACCUUGGAGCUGUGACCAAACCGUGGGAGAUUUCAAGACAGGCAGCUGAGCUGGUAACCAGUGAGUUCUUUGAACAAGGAGACAGAGAAAGAUCUGAACUCAAACUCACCCCUUCAGCCAUUUUUGAUCGGAACAGGAAAGAUGAACUACCCAGGUUGCAGCUCGAGUGGAUUGAUAGCAUCUGCAUGCCAUUGUAUGAGUGUCUAGUGAAGCUGAAUGUGAAGCUGAAGCCUAUGCUGGACUCCGUGGCCGUAAAUAGAGUCGCCACUGCUGCAGAGGGUGGCCCUGGAGCAGCUGAGGACCCCUCAGAACGGGCUGAUGCCGAGAUCAACCUGGGCUGCCUGCUGUACCGGCAGGGGCGGCAUGAAGAGGCCAGCAGCAAGUUUGCCAGUGCCAUGCAAGUGUUGGGUUACUGCCCUGAGCUGUCCUACAACAUGGCACUGUGCUGCUACGCAGCCAAGCAGUACGCCCCUGCCCUCAAGCAUAUCUCCGAUAUCAUAGAGCGUGGCAUCCACCAGCACCCAGAGCUCAGUGUGGGCAUGACCACUGAAGGCAUUGAUGUCCGCAGUGUAGGCAACACUCUGCUUCUGCACCGCACGGCCCUGGUGGAGGCCUUCAACCUCAAGGCAGCCAUUGAGUACCAGCUGCACAACCUGAAAGCGGCCCAGGAGGCGCUCACGGAUAUGCCGCCGAGGGCUGAAGAGGAGUUGGAUCCAGUCACGCUGCACAACCAAGCGCUAAUGAACAUGGACAGCCAGCCUACCGAAGGGUUUGAGAAACUGCAGUUUCUUCUGCUGCAGAACCCCUGUCCACCAGAAACUUUUGGAAACUUGCUACUCCUCUACUGCAAGCAUCAGUACUACGACCUGGCAGCUGAUGUGCUGGCAGAGAAUGCCCAUCUGACCUACAAACUGCUCACACCUUACUUGUACAACUUCUUGGAUGCCAUUAUUACUUGUCAAACUGCCCCUGAGGAGGCUUUCCACAAGCUAGAUGAUUCAGCAGGGACACUGACCGAGCAGCUGAGAAAACUCACAAAGCAGGUACAGGAAGCUAGGCAAAAUUGGGAUGAUGAAGCUGUAAAAAAGGCAGUUAAUGAGUAUGAUGAGACUCUGGAUAAAUAUGUACCUGUCUUGAUGGCCCAGGCAAAGAUCUACUGGGACAUGAAGAACUACACAAUGGUAGAAAAGAUUUUCCGCAAAUCGGUGGAGUUCUGUAACGAACAUGAAGUGUGGAAGCUCAAUGUGGCUCACGUGCUCUUCAUGCAGGAUAGCAAGUAUAAAGAAGCCAUUAGCUUUUAUGAGCCAAUAGUUAAAAAGCACUAUGACAACAUUCUCCAUGUCAGUGCCAUUGUGUUAGCUAACCUCUGUGUUUCCUACAUCCUGACAAGCCAGAAUGAAGAUGCAGAGGAACUGAUGAGGAAGAUCGAGAAGGGAGAAGAGCAGCUGUCCUAUGACAAUCCUGAAAAAAAUAUCUACCAUCUUUGCAUAGUCAAUCUAGUCAUUGGUACCCUCUACUGUGUGAAGGGAAACUAUGACUUCGGUAUUUCAAGGGUCAUUAAAAGCCUGGAGCCAUAUAACAAAAAACUGAGCACUGAUACAUGGUAUUAUGCCAAACGGUGUUUCCUGUCCUUGCUGGAGAACAUGUCCAAGCAUAUGAUCAUGCUCCGUGACAGCGUUAUUCAAGAGUGCAUUCAGUUUCUGAAGCAGUGUGAGCUGUAUGGAAGAAACAUCCCAGCUGUCAUUGAGCAACCCCUUGAAGAGAAGAGGAUGCACAGUGGGAAAAAUACAGUUACCUAUGAAGCCAGGCUUCUGAGAGCACUGAUGUAUAAGAUCAUUGGGUGGACUGCAUAAGUGGCAGUCCUGGACAGUAGAAAUGAGAACUUUGUGUCUGUUCUUCUCUUAUGUUUGCGAGGUGAUGCUCACCCUGGUAGUCCAUGGUAAUAUGGGUUUUUCUUGAUUGCUUACCUUUAAAGAUUUUGUCCUGUAUUUUAACAGCAUCCAGUGGAAAAUAGAAUAAUUG
Messenger RNA from Charadrius vociferus (killdeer), 2686 nucleotides. RefSeq names its product tetratricopeptide repeat protein 30A-like. Lineage: Eukaryota; Metazoa; Chordata; Aves; Charadriiformes; Charadriidae. Gene Ontology annotation, cellular component: intraciliary transport particle B; axonemal microtubule. The transcript is spliced from 12 exons. Gene Ontology annotation, biological process: intraciliary transport; signal transduction. The coding region runs from base 1 to 2517 and encodes 838 amino acids. The record is from RefSeq and is a predicted model, not a curated record. Gene Ontology annotation, molecular function: intraciliary transport particle B binding; 3',5'-cyclic-nucleotide phosphodiesterase activity; protein binding.